This is a messenger RNA of Callithrix jacchus (white-tufted-ear marmoset), 1129 nucleotides long. RefSeq names its product arachidonate 5-lipoxygenase activating protein (gene ALOX5AP). Gene Ontology annotation, molecular function: enzyme activator activity; glutathione transferase activity; glutathione peroxidase activity. Gene Ontology annotation, biological process: leukotriene biosynthetic process. Gene Ontology annotation, cellular component: nuclear envelope; membrane; endoplasmic reticulum. The record is from RefSeq and is a predicted model, not a curated record. NCBI's taxonomy places the organism in Eukaryota, Metazoa, Chordata, Mammalia, Primates, Cebidae.
UUGUAAGGGCCAGGAGCAAAGUGAUGUGAACAGAAAGAACAUGUUUUGGUUUUUGUUGUCGUUGUUGUUUGUUUGUUUCUGAGACAGAGUCUCACUCCAUCACCCAGGCUGGAGUGCAGUGGCGCAAUCUCGGCUCACUGCCACCGUCACCUCCCCGGUUCAAGCAAUUCUUCUGCCUCAGCCUCCUAAGUAGCUGGGUUUACAGAGCUCUCUGAAAAGGAGGACGCUGCCACUUCUGGACAACCCUGCAAGAACUCUGUAGAGCUGAAUUCACGGGCAGGUUGUGGAGCCGGAGCCAGAGCAGUCCUCUCCGGAGAGCCUGAAGCAAACAUGGAUCAAGAAACUGUAGGCAAUGUUGUCCUGUUGGCCAUUGUUACCCUCAUCAGCGUGGUCCAGAAUGGAUUCUUUGCCCAUAAGGUGGAGCACGAAAGCAGGACCCAGAAUGGGAGGAGCUUCCAGAGGACGGGAACACUGGCCUUUGAGCGGGUCUACACUGCCAACCAGAACUGUGUAGAUGCGUACCCCACUUUCCUCGCUGUGCUCUGGACUGCGGGGCUACUUUGCAGCCAAGUUCCCGCUGCCUUUGCUGGACUGAUGUACUUGUUUGUGAGGCAAAAGUACUUUGUCGGUUACCUAGGAGAGAGAACGCAGAGCACCCCUGGCUACAUAUUUGGGAAACGCAUCAUACUCUUCCUGUUCCUCAUGUCCCUCGCUGGCAUAUUCAACUAUUACCUCAUCUUGUUUUUCGGAAGUGACUUUGAAAACUACAUAAAGACGAUCACCACCACCAUCUCCCCUCUACUUCUCAUUCCCUAACUCUGUUGAAUACGGGGCUAGUGCUCUCAUCUAAUCAAUACCUACAAGUCAUCAUAACUCAACUCUUGAAACGAUUCUGCUCCUCUUUAGAUGGCUGUAAAUCUUCUGGCCAUCUGGGCUUCACAGCUUGAGUUAACCUUGCUUUUCCGAGAACAAAAUGAUUUCACAUCAGCUGCGCCCCUUGAACAUGACUGUGGCCCCAGAUUUGCUACUCCCAACCAUUCUGUUUGUUUCUUCACUCACCCCAUUCUCUGAAGAUAUUUUGUGACCAGAUUUAUGUUUUCUUAAAAUAAAAUGCAGAGACGUGUUUUAA